Messenger RNA from Rotaria sp. Silwood2, 315 nucleotides. NCBI's taxonomy places the organism in Eukaryota, Metazoa, Rotifera, Eurotatoria, Philodinida, Philodinidae. The record is from the annotation of a GenBank genome assembly.
AUGUCUCAAUCAUGUUCGAUCGAGAAAUGCACUCGUACAUCACAUUGGCUGUGUGACUGUUGCUGGGACAAUCUUUAUUUACAACAUUUAAAUGAACAUAAUGAAUUAUUUAUUUCUCAAUUGAAUCCUUUGAUUGAUGAAAUCAAUAUGCUUGAAAAUCGUCUCAAAUCGCUAAAUAUUCAAAAAACAAUUGGUAAUAGUCGUCAAAAACUUGAAGAAAGGUGUCAAGACUGUUGUAAGAAGAUUGAUUGUUUAUUUGAACAAAAAUGUCAAGAACUUGAUCAACUUGUUCAUGAAAAAGUUGACCAACAAUGA